Molecule: messenger RNA, 4133 nt
Organism: Caenorhabditis sp. 36 PRJEB53466
Lineage: Eukaryota; Metazoa; Nematoda; Chromadorea; Rhabditida; Rhabditidae
Source: the annotation of a GenBank genome assembly
AUGACAACGCGAUUGAUCGUCAAAAACUUGCCGAGCAACUGCACGGAAGCGCAAUUGCGAAAACAUUUUGAAAAGUACGGAAAACUGUCCGACGCGUCGUUGAAAUACACAAAAGAGGGAAAGUUUCGAGGAUUCGCGUUCGUCGGAUUUCUGGAAGACGGCUCCGCGGCCACCGCGCUCGCCAAAACCAAUCAGACGUUUUUUAACUCGAAAAAAUUGACGGUUAGUGGGAAAAAAUACGGAAAAACAAGAGGGAAAUCUUUAGGUGGAAGAAUGUCGUCCGUUCGGCGACGCGAAUAAGCCGCGAGCCUGGAGCAAGUACGCGAAAGACUCGAGUGCCUACAAACGUGCUCACGGAGCCGAAGAGGAUCAAUUGACUGAAAAAUCUGGACAUUUCGAAGAGCCGACCGCGAAAAAACCGAAAAAUGACGAGAAAUUCGAUCAAUUUAUGGAGGCGAAGCGCGUUCCCAAUGAAAAAGAGGUCAAAUUGAGCCAGGAUAAAUCGGCGGAGGCGAAAAAGUUGAUGGCCGAGUUGAUGGACGGAAUUGAGGGUGAGCAAUUGACAAUUUAUGUUAUUUCGAUAAUUAAAGUGAAAAACCUGACAUUUGUUCGGCAAGCACUUUUUCAAAUGUAAAAAAUUGCAGGAGACACCUCUCUUUCUCUAAUUUUCUCGGGAUUGCCGAGUUCGGCAAAGGGAAAGAAUCUGAAAGAGUGGCUGAAUCCGAUUAGAGUGAAAGCGAUGAAAAUCGCGCGAAACGAUGACGUGGCAGCCGCAUUCGUGUCGUUUAAUCGGCCGCCCGAUGUGCGGAGAGCCCUGCUCAAAGAUGGACAAUAUCUCGGCGGAUUCAAAGUUGGAAUCGAGAAGGUUCGCCUUUUUUCGGAAGAGAAGCGUGCGAAAAAGCACAGACGCAGGCGCAAAACUGUUUCCUUGUUGUAAACUGCGCAUUUUUCCAGAUCGAAACGCCCGAACCGCAAAAAGAAGGCGUCGAAGAAGAGCACGGCGCGGAGCUGGAAUCGCGUCAGAAAGAGGAAGAAUCGAUUCGGGAGAAGAUUCUCGAGACCGGACGCCUUUUCCUUCGGAAUUUGCCCUACGCGACGAAAGAGGACGAUCUACAGUAUCUGUUCAAAAAAUAUGGAGAGGUUUCCGAGGUUCAGGUACGGCAAAUUUAUAAUUAAAAUGAAGAACAAGCAAUAUGAAAAUUAUUUGUUGUUGCAAUUUUCAAUGUCAGUUGAAACAGCCCAUUUUUGCAGGUGGUAAUCGAUAAAAAGACGGGAUUGUGCAAAGGAUUCGCCAUCGUCGAAUUCGUGUUUCCCGAGGCCGCUGUGGCCGCCUAUUCGGCCACGGACGGACUCGUUUUCAAGGUGAGAAUAGCAAUUCAUUUUCGUUCCUGAGAAAAGAACGUAAUGGUGAUAGUACAACCUGUCUAUUUUCACUCUGAUUCAAUGUUGUGUCAUCCCUAUUCUCAAGUCUUUUAGACCAUUACGCAUCCUGAUAACUUUUGAAGAGUCUCUUUUCUGAGCAAUCUUUUUUAUGUUGUCCGAGUUUAAAAAGACUUCCAGGUCUGAUCUGUACUAUCACCAUUACUUGGGACCGUUCUUCCCGGACAAAUCGCAAAAAGUUUAUGUAUAAUUUGCAGGGCCGAAUGAUGCACAUUUUGCCAGGCGACGAAAAACGCGACAAACCGGAAGAAGAAGCGGACGCGGAAACGGAAGCGGACGAUCCGGACAAUCCGAUGAAGAAGCAGGAGAAGAAGAAGAAGUCGUACAAGGAGGAGAAGGCGUCGAAUCAGAAGGCGUCGGCCGAAAAGAGCGCCCACUCGUGGAACGCCCUCUUUUUGGGCGCCAACGCCAUCGCCGACACACUCGCGCAGAGGCUCAACGUCAAAAAAUCGGAUUUGCUGACCAGCGAUCAAGGUUGUUGAUAUGAAAAUGGCUUCAAAAAUAUGUGUUCUGAAGAUCAUUCGCUAGUAAAACAGAUAUACUUUGGGAAAGAAAUGUCUUGCUCCUCGAAGUAUAUCUGUUUUAGAAAAAAACAGUGUAAAAAUGUCGAAAUUUCAGGUGAAUCAGCGGGAGUCCGUCUGGCCCUCGCGGAAACCCGUCUCGUCCGUGAAACCCGUGAUUUUUUCCUCGAAAACGGCGUCAAGUUGGACGCAUUUUCAAAGGCGGCGACGAAAAGAUCGGAUACGGUGCUGCUGGCCAAGAAUUUGCCGGCGGGCGUGGAGACUGACGAGCUGCGGAGAAUGUUCGACAAGUUUGGAGACUGCCAGAAAGUGCUCAUGCCUCCUGGUACGUUCUUUCUCGAGGGAACACUUGAACUAGUAGUACUAGUCUAGUACAGAAGCAGAGUAACAACAAUCCAACAAUUUUUAUCGCAAAAAGAUUGUUGUUGUUAGCUUUGCCAGUAUUCGGUAUUAUGGCAGUAUUUGACUGCAAUCGCGCUCUGUUUAGAAACUCUUUUUGCAGUGCAAAUUGCAAUGACCUCGGGGCCGAGUUUGAAAAGCUGGGCCACAUUUUCAGUGGAAAAUUAGUUCGCGGCCUAGAAGUUCGGCCAGAUUGCGAACAGAGCGCGAAUGCAGAGAAAUACUGGUAUGGAGAUUUCAGAAUACUGGCAAAGCUAACAAAAAACGGCUCCCCGACGUUUCGCAAUAAACGUGAACGAUUUAGCGAUAAAUUGCACUGUCAAAGUUGCGAAACGUCUUCCCCCAUGCACUUUGACAAACUGCUGAUUUGUGUGAAUGCUUGGCAACAAAAAUCCGGAAGAAAUCCCAUGGCCUAGGAUUUCUCUAGGCCACGUUAAAAUCUGUUUCUUUUUUGCAGAGGGCGGUGUGAGCGCGCUGAUCCUGAUGGGCAAUCCGGUGGACGCGAAAAAGGCGUUCCGUGCGCUCGCGUACUCGCGAUUCCGCAGUCAGCCGCUCUACCUCGAAUGGGCGCCGUUCGACGUGCUCGGCGAAUCGGAAAAACCGCAAAAAUCGGCGAAAAAUGCGGAGGAGGCGCCGAGAAAAUCGAAGCGCGAAAUGACGUAUGAGGAGCGCAAAAAAGAGCGAAGCACACGUCAAAACGGCGAGGAGGAAAAUGACGGAGAAACGGAAAAAGAGGAGGCUCCAGAAGAGGCGACGUCUUCCGAAGAGCCCGUCGUCAGAAAGGAGAUCGAGUCGGGAAGUGCGAUUUUUGUGAAAAAUUUGGCAUUCGAAACGACCGAUCACGGAUUGGAGCAUUUGUUCAAGUGAGAGAGCUCUCUUUUUUUUUGACAGAAAUUUUGAAUAAUUCUCAAUUUUGCAGAAAACGCUACGGCCCACGUGUCAAAUCGGCGCAAAUUUCGAAAAAACUGAACCCGGCCGAACCGACGAAACCGCUUUCGAUGGGCUUCGGUUUCGUGCAAUUCUACACGGCUCUGGACGCGAAAACGGCGCUGAAAGAGAUGCAGGGAGAGCUGCUGGACGGACAUUCGAUCGAAUUGAAAAUCUCGCAUCGAGAGGUACCCGAAAAAAUAGUGUUUAGACCUUGAAAUUUGGAAAUUGAAAGUUAGACGAUGCUGUCAUUUUUUCUAACAAACUUAAUGUAUUUCGAAUAGUAAUAAUGUCUGAAAUUGGUUUAUUAAAAUAUGGUGAAACUGUAAAAUGUAUGCUUUUUUGACACGGUCCAUUAGAUCAAGGCUAUUCUUUAAAAUAUUCACUUUACACAAAUCUUCUUGCUUGCAGAACGUGGAGAAGGGCGCGCUGAAACGAAAGUCGGUGGAUCAGAAGGAGCAGGGCGAGUGCACGAAGCUGCUCGUCCGAAAUUUGCCGUUCGAGGCGGCAGUCAAAGAGGUCGAAUCGCUGUUCGAGACUUUUGGAGCCGUCAAAUCGAUUCGAAUCCCCCGGAAACCGGGCCAGAAGGCACAGCACCGCGGCUUCGGCUUCGUCGAUUUCAUUUCGGUGGACGAGGCACGCCGAGCCUUCGACGCACUCGUCCAUUCGACCCAUUUGUACGGAAGACGGCUGGUGCUCGAGUGGGCGAAGGAGGACGAAACAGUGGAGGAGUUGAGGGAGAAAACGGCCGAAAAGUACGGAAAUGCGGAGAAGAGGCAGAAGAAGAAGAGCAAGACGGAGCAGUUCCAGCAGCAGUUGCAGAUUGCCGACGACGAGAAGGAUUAG